CAAAAUCGCAACAGUUAUAUUACGAACAUAGUUGUCCUUGAAGGACGUAGGGACUGGAACGGGCUUUUCACGUCUUUUGAAGUGAUCGAGACUUCAUCAUCACUCUCUUGUGGCCCUUGUUCAAUCUGUCGCUGGCCCAUAUUAGGAGAUAUAAAUAUACAUUCAAGCUUCCAGAUUUCCUGGUGCCUCUAUGACUCAGGGAGGCUUUGCAUUUGACCUUUGUGGUCGCAACGCUUAUCUCGAAGGCAGAGGCAUCAACCCGCCUCGCUUCACCAAGACAGGCACUACAAUUGCUGGUCUUAUAUUCAAGGAUGGAGUUGUGCUCGGUGCUGACACUAGAUCAACCUCUGACACAACAGUGGCUGACAAAAACUGUGAAAAGAUUCACUACAUAGCUCCAAACAUCUACUGCUGCGGUGCUGGCACAGCUGCUGACACCGAGAACGUGACUGGGAUGAUCUCAUCGUCACUGGAGUUGCAUCGCUAUGCAACUGGGAGGGGAUCUAGAGUGAUCACAGCCUUGACGAUGCUGAAAACUCAUCUGUUCAAGUACCAGGGCCAUGUCAGUGCGGCUUUGGUGUUGGGCGGGGUAGACUUCAAUGGGCCACAUCUGUUCACGGUGUAUCCCCACGGUUCCACAGACAGCCUGCCAUACUGCACCAUGGGCUCGGGGUCUCUGAAUGCGAUGGCGGUGUUUGAGGACGGCUACAAGGAAGACCUGACCAAGGAGGAGGGCAUGGAGCUUGUUGCGCGCGCCAUCCGCUCCGGCAUCUUCAACGAUCUGGGCUCUGGGUCCAAUGUUGACCUCUGCAUCAUCACCAAGGAUGGGGUGGAGUACCUGCGUAACUACCAGCGCUUGCAAGACAAGACAUAUGAGCGGAAGUUCCCUGUCAAGUACCCUGCAGGCACAGCACCUGUUGUCAAGGAGAAGCUGUACAAGAUCGGCGUGGACGUGGCUGUAAUAGCAGGAGAGCCAGAGGAGGCCAUGGACACAAGCUGACUGGACAGCAGUAUAUAGUAUGUAAACAGCAACUGGUGUCUCAGAGACACAGAGGUCAAAUCUCAGUCAUCAAGUUGUGUUGACCCUAGCAUGUGAACAGAUUGAUUGCCAACCAGGAAAUACUGCGGCAGCUGCAGCUCUGACUCUGCAACUCAAAGUAGCUUGCAAUUGUUGGUUUCACUGUCACAGUAAAAAGUGUGCAUUGCCUUUGC
Messenger RNA from Coccomyxa subellipsoidea C-169, 1212 nucleotides. Its product is annotated as N-terminal nucleophile aminohydrolase. The transcript is spliced from 7 exons. Gene Ontology annotation, cellular component: proteasome core complex. Bases 191 to 1000 code for a protein of 269 amino acids. NCBI's taxonomy places the organism in Eukaryota, Viridiplantae, Chlorophyta, Trebouxiophyceae, Coccomyxaceae. Gene Ontology annotation, molecular function: threonine-type endopeptidase activity. The record is from RefSeq and is a predicted model, not a curated record.